Molecule: messenger RNA, 6263 nt
Organism: Acanthoscelides obtectus
Lineage: Eukaryota; Metazoa; Arthropoda; Insecta; Coleoptera; Chrysomelidae
Source: the annotation of a GenBank genome assembly
GACCAACCCUAUUCUGUUUUUUUAUACAAAUUUAUACAAAAGCAGUUGCUAAAUAAAUAAAAAAUUAGCUAAAAUUUAUUGUAAAUAGGUGUGUUAUAUUAAAGAAAGCAAAAGAAAUCGGGACACUACCAAAUAAGAAUUUUGAGUGCUGUGUGUUCACAACAUACUCCCCUUUUACUUUUGAAGCUGAUUAGCAUAUAGAUAUAUGAAUCUAAACUGAGCCUGCAACGAUGGCCUGGAGAUUCAAAGCAAGCAAAUACAAGAAUGCAGCACCUAUUGUCCCUAAACCAGAGAACUAUGUUCGUGAUAUUUGUGUUGGCUCCUAUCAAACCUAUGGAAACAACAUAGCAGCUUCUGCUAUGUUCAUGGCAUUUAACUGGGAACAUGCAGGCUCUAGUUUGGCUGUGUUGCCCAUCAACGAUUUUGGAAGAAAAAGCAAGCUUAUGCCUUUACUUCAUGGCCAUACUGAUACUGUUACAGAUAUGGAGUUCUCUCCUUUCCAUGAUGGCUUGCUCGCUACUGGAUCUCAAGACUGUUUGGUGAAGAUUUGGCAUAUUCCUACAGAAGGGCUAGAGGAGUCUUUGAGUAACCCAGAAUGCACAUUUUCCCACAAACAAAGACGAGUAGAAAUGGUGGGGUUCCACCCUUGUGCAGACUUCUUGCUACAUUCAACUUCAUACACCACCUUGACACUUUGGGAUCUAAUCUCUGAGCAAGAAAUUUUUUCCAAUGCAGACCAUACGGAAGUGAUACAGUCAGUCAGCUGGAAAAGAGAUGGAACAUUAUUGGUUACUUCAUGCAAGGACAAGCAGUUGCGCGUUUUAGAUCCAAGGACACAGCAGUCUUGUCUAAAAUCAGCAAAUAGUCAUGCAGGAAUUAAGGAUUCUAGGGUGGUAUGGCUUGGAGAACAGGACAGGGUGUUAUCCACUGGUUUUGAUGCUCAGAGGCUUAGGCAAAUCAUCAUAAGGGAUCUAAGGAACUUCAGUCAGCCUGAGAAGACAUUGGAGUUAGAUUGCUCAACUGGAAUCUUAAUACCUCUGUAUGAUGCGGAUACAGGAAUGUUGUUCUUGGCUGGCAAAGGUGAUACCACAAUUGGAUAUUGGGAAGUAUCUGACAGAGAUCCUUACCUUAUUGAAGGUAUAAGACAUUCAGGAGAACAAACCAAAGGCGUUUGUUUGGUCCCGAAACGAGCCUUAAACGUUAUGCAGGGCCAGGUUAAUAGAAUUCUGCAGUUGACCAGCAGUUCUGUUAUUCCAAUCAUGUAUCAAGUGCCAAGAAAAACUUACAGAGACUUCCAUUCAGAUUUGUAUCCAGACACUCCAGGGUAUAAGACUGAACUUACUGCAUCAAUGUGGAUGCAAGGUAAAAAUAUUCCACUGCCUAAAAUAAACCUAGAUCCUGCCAAAAGAGAGAAUGGAGAGGAACCCAUCGUUGUACAUCGAGGUUCGCUGCAAGACUUGCGCAAAGAAAGCGCGGAGAAAGCGAAAAAUGCCGAAAAGGUGCCUGAAACCAAACCGAAAAUAACCACCACUAUCCCAAAAUCCGAUUUCCAUCCCGUCAGAAGCAUCGUCAGAGACUUUGAAAAAGACAAUAAUAAACCUGACGAAUUGAAAGAACCAGAGGAAACUAUAACAUCAGUCCCAUCAGAAGCGGGAUCGAAAACUGUAACAUCGGCUCCAUCAGAAGUGGUAUCGAAAGCUGUAACAUCAGCCCCAUCAGAAGUGGGAUCGAAAUCUGUAGCAUCAGAAGUGGGAUCGAAAACUGUGGCAUCGGCUCCAUCAGAAGUGACAUCUACCGAAAAGGUAAAUGACGUAAUUAUCCCUCCUAAACCGUUACCGAGGACUUCUAGAACGUCUUCAAUGUGCGAUUCUCUACCUUCUUCUCUGGAAGAUGCCGCUAAUGCCCCAAAGCCUGUUGCUAGACCCCGCACAAACAGUUUAGCACCAGUCGUCACCUCGGUGAAUCCCACAGCACCAAUUUCCGGAGGAUAUAAGCCGAGACUGGGCCCAAAGCCCUUCACACCUCCAAAACUUGACUCGGAGAACACAUUCAGUAAGGUGUUUUCAGUGCCUUUAGUGCCAGGCCAAAAUGGGUUACCUGCUGACAAAGUCACGACUCCUGUCGAAGAAAAACUGGCUUCACCAGUCAACGAGUCAGAACCUCAGACAGAGGAAGAGCCCAAAGUUGACGAUGAACCUCAAAAAAUCGAGGCUGAGAACGGAAAAUGCUCUAGUGAUGAGGAGGAGGCACAGUCCGAGUCAGAUUAUACACCUAAAACGCCUAGCACAGCAGAGAGGAGGAAAUUGUUCGAGAAAUCCAAUUCUAAAGAGAACGAGGGUGAAGACACUAUUGACACUGACAACUUUGAAAGGUCUUCGGUACGGACCAGUAUAGCAGAAAGGCGGAAGAUGUACGAAAAACGAUCCAUGUCUGUGCAAGAACCAGGUAGUAUUUCUCAAGAGAAGAAGGAGGGAUCUCCAGUGAUGUUAAGGAGGAAGGACUCCUUCAAGAAUCGGAAAAAUGAAGAAAUUUUGAAAGAAGAUAACAGAAAGAGUGUCCCUGUAUCAAAACAACAGUCUUUGGACCCUGGGAGAAAGAGUGAGGCUGCUACACCUACACCUAAAAGAACAUCUACUGUUUUUGGGCGUGUAUCUAAAUUUCGUCACUUGAAAGGUACUCCUGCUCACAAGUCUUUCCACAUUGAGAAUAUUAGGAAUAUCAGUAGACAAAUUUCAGGAGAAUGUGACGGGUUUCAUGCCAAUCCUGAAAGGUGCGCAGUGCCGUUAGCGGGUCCUGGAGGCAAAAUUGCUAUUGUCGAACUGUCAAGAUAUGGCCGGCUCCCUGACGGCGUAUUACCGUCUUUGGUAAAUGGUACCUCAACCGUGCAAGAUUUUGCGUGGGAUCCUUUCUGUGACAGACGAUUGGCGACUGUUUGUGACGAUGGCACUGCGCGACUAUGGCGCAUACCUGAAGGCGGUCUUCCAGAGCCUACUGCAACGCCAGAGAAAGAAUGGCGCGCUCACCAGGAUAAGAUAUACUUCGUGAAAUGGCAUCCUACUGCUGAAGAUGUGCUCGCUACUGGCUCCUACGAUAUGACAAUCAAGAUCUGGGACUUGACGACCCUCACCGAUCAGAUCACCCUGAGGGGCCACGUAGACCAAAUGUUCAGCUUCGCGUGGUCGCCUUGCGGCAGCUACUGCGCCACGGUCAGCAGAGACAGCAAGGUGCGCGUGUACAAACCGCGGCACAGCGAUCAGCCAAUCAGAGAAGGCAAAGGACCGGAAGGAAACAGGGGAGCUAGAAUCGUAUGGGCGCUCGAUGGAAGGUAUAUCGUCGUCACCGGUUUCGACAAGGUAUCAGAGAGGCAGAUUUCAGUAUACAAAUCGAACGACUUGAGCGCUCCGUUAAACACGAUAGGCUUAGAUGUGUCUCCGGCCAUAUUGAUACCUUUUUAUGAUGAUGACAGUUCUACUUUAUUUGUUACUGGCAGGGGCGACUCUACAAUCUACGCAUUCGAAAUAACCGAAGAAUCGCCUCAUAUCUGUCCUCUAAGUCAUCAUCGUUCUAGCACUUUGCACCAAGGGCUCUCUUUUCUCACGAAAAACAUCUGUGAUGUUUCGAACGUCGAGUUUGCGAAGGCUUUGAGGUUGACUAACAACUCCAUCGAACCGUUGUCAUUCACUGUACCAAGAAUCAAGACUGACCUCUUCCAAGACGAUCUAUUCCCAGAUACAAGUGUGACGUGGACACCAACGUUGACCAGUUCAGAUUGGUUCAAUGGAAAAGACAAGCUGCCUGAGAGGAUGAGUUUGAAACCAGAAGGCAUGGAGCUAUUAUCUGAAUGUCAAGGCCAAGCCAACUCAGCUCCUGAAAGAACGAUCAAUAAGUCUGCUUCCACGCCUUACAUUGGAGCGUCUGCCAACAAAAUGAACUGGGAUAAUGAUAGCAUAAAAAAUAAACAGGAAGAGGUAAGCAGGAUUUUAAAUUAAAAUUCGCGACUCGAGCUCUUGCAGCGUGAUUUUUAUUGCCUGACAAAUUUUUCCUACUGAUGACUUAAAAUAGACACACGCUUGAAGAAAUGUUCGGCGCCCUCAUCUUUUUUAGAUGAAAAUGAUUCAUCGAUGAUUCUUAUUGCAGCUAAAAAAUUUGGUUAGCAAAAAAUUGGAAAUAAACCUCACCUUAGAACAAGACAAUAUGGAAGGUGUGGACGAAAAAGAGUGGAAUGAGUAAUUUUGUAUAUCAAAAUGUGUUUCGCGCAAAAGUUUGGUAGGCUAACAUUAAAUAUACACUAAAUGUUAGAUUUCUAAUGAAAUUGAUUGAAAAAGGAAUUUCGGAUGUGUAAAUUCAAUUCCCAGUGUAGAUACGUUAGCUCACAGAGUGGAGAAACAAUUUUGAAAAUCCAAGACAAUCUGAAUGUUUUAACUUUGCUAGCAUUUUUUUAUAUGAUUACAAAAAUACAUCUACAAAUAUUAUAGAUUCAGUAUUUAGGGAACGUAUAAUUAAGGAUUUUAAACUAAAUGUGUUUUUUGACAGAUUUAAAUUAUAAUUCCUAUAGUCUCAACAGAUCUGACAUUGCAUGUGGAUUUUCAUACCACUGCGUUUUAUUUCUCCUUUCUUUAAUAAUUUUUAAUACUUUGUUUCAUUAUUCUUUCUUUUUUUUUGUUCACCAAUAAACUACUAAAAGAUAAUUUGGCUCUUCAAAAUUGUUUCCUAAUCUCCAAACAAUAAUAUAGGUGUACUAGUUUUCUCUACCAAGGUUUUGCGUUAACUAUAAUAUGCUUAUACUUAUUGAUGCUUUUACAAUUUAUUUAUUCCGAAAGAAAUAUCGUAAGUGUUGACAAAUACUUGUAAAACUUAUAUGCUUUUUAAUAUAUUUUUAAAUUUUGAUAUAUUUAUACAACCCCGCUUUUAGAACCUAAGUAAGUAUCUAUAAAGUUAUGGAUAUUUUACUCGAAAUUUAUCCACUACUUCCACUGCAUGAAAAUGCUAAUUUGAGGCAAACUUGCAAAUGCGUCUACAUACGUUUUUAUUCCUUCCGACCCCAGAUGCAUUUAUACACGAUUCCUUAUUAUCUAAUUAUUAUAUAACCAUACUUUUAUACGUCCUGCAAUUUUGAUGUCAUAGAAAUCAAAACUCCUCCCUAUUGUUUUCAGUGAACUUAUGAUACCACUCAAACUUGAAGGAAAGCUAAGUGCAUCCUCAUUUUGAGUGAAAAAAAAACACAACUUACUCGGUUACCUGGUUGUGAAACAAUCUGUGGUGUUUGAGAAGUAAAAGUGGGUGAAACGUGAGAGAUUAUAUUUUUAAUUCUAGCCAUUUACAUGGAUAAAUAUAUUUAUUUGCAUACAUACAAAGAGAUAAAAGAUUAUAUCAAUUAGCGUGUAAUCAAACAGUUCAACCCACAAGAAUCGAAAUUGCUCGUGGGUGAUGAUUUUUGACACAAUAUCCAACGCAUAGAUGCUGCUUCGUGUAUUCUCGUAGGAAAAAAGCAAUAUUGCAUUAGAUGUAAGAAUAUUUAGUUAUAGGAUAAGGAUCUUCUCUUGAUAGAACGGGUAACUCGCAUCACAAUGACGUUAAAAUUAAGGAAAUGGUGUAAGAAAAAGAAUCGCAGAUGUCUUGCUAUUUUGAGAAAGAUCCUAGUUAGGUUCACUAUGUUCAGUAAGAUAUCACGACGUUUUAUCUAGAUCUGAAAUGGAUCAGUAUUUAUUUUGCUACUCUUGAUGUUCCUCCUCGACAUGCCGAAAUCUCGAAGGUGUAAGAUCAGUGUAUAUCACUUAAAUCAAAAGCUAAUCUUUUUGUUAGGGAUUAACUAAUUGUUUUAAAUCCAUUUAGAGAUUCUAAGAUUUCCUGUCUCAAAGCAAUUCCUUGUGAAUCACCAAAUUUAUCUUGGUAUGUGGGAGAUGAAAUGCUGUUUAUACAGGGUGUCCUGAAAGUUCGGACUUUCCCAUUCAGAAGCAACCUCGUUUGAAUUACCAAAACUAAAUUGACAGCGAAACCAUAAAAGAAAAAUGAAGAAAAUGAACGUUUCGAAAACACAGGAUGGUUAACUGCUUUUUAAAUUUGCAUCAUUUGAGCCUGUCAAGGUUCUCUACAGAAAAACAAACCUACGCAGCUUGAGAAAGAAAUAUCCAGGAAGGCAAUCUGAAUACGUUCGCGAAGUAUUAUAGCAUCUUGAUGGCAGCUUAAACUAAUCUAUUCUUGAAAACGAGCGAGUAUUACCACUAGGAGGUAGUGGUUCUAGUGCCUUUAGGGAAACUGCGUUU